UGAAGAGAGUACUGAGGUGGUUUGGCGUGUGCUGCUCCGAUGGUAUGUGCACCUUCAUCUUCAGCAGCCUGUGCUCAUUUACAGUAAUCAAAGCCUGCUCCUCUGGGAGAUUAACUCAUUCUGUCAUCGGCGGCCCGUCGUCCUGGAAACCAUGACGAUUAAGAAGAUGUGUCGCAGGAUGACAAACCAGUCGACAGCAAACCAGUCCAACACAAACAAGAAGGAGAAAGACGAGAGCCAGCGAGAUGACAACACAGAAGUUGCAUAUAAAGAUGCAGGCCACUGCAGCCGCAACACCCACAACCUGCUGCUGGGACUCACUGUUAUGGGUGUUGUCAUGGGAGCGGUGUUUGGGAUGCUGCUGCGGUACAUGAAGGUGAAGGACAUGGCUGCCCUUACUAUGGUUUCCUUCCCAGGAGAAAUCCUCAUGAGGAUGCUGAAGAUGCUCAUCCUGCCUCUGAUCAUCUCCAGCCUCAUCACAGGGCUGGCUGGUCUAGAUGCCCGCUCCAGUGGCAGGAUGGGCAGUAGAGCCAUGGUGUACUACAUGUCCACCACUGUAAUCGCUGCCAUCCUUGGAGUCAUCCUGGUAUUGGGGAUCCACCCCGGGAACCCCAAACUAAGGGGAGGCGCCAGCAGCUCAGCCCCGAAGAACCAGGAGGUCAGCAGUCUGGACGCCUUCCUCGACCUGCUCAGAAACCUCUUCCCUGAGAACCUGGUGCAGGCCUGCUUCCAGCAGGUUCAGACGGUGCUGAAAAAGGUGCCGAUUGUAGCAACAAACCAAACUGAGCCCGUCUUAGUCAACAGGAAGAAACUGGAGUACAAAUGGGGCAUGAACGUCCUCGGCUUGAUUGGCUUCUUCAUCACCUUUGGGAUCUGCAUGGGCAGGAUGGGUGAGCGAGGGAAGAUCAUGUGCGACUUCUUCAACAUCCUCAAUGAGAUUAUCAUGACGAUGGUGUCCAUGAUCAUGUGGUACUCUCCUGUCGGUAUCGCUUCCCUGAUUGCGGGAAAGAUCGCAGCUAUCGGGGACCUGGAGGUGGUGGCCAGGCAGCUGGGCAUGUACAUGGUGACCGUCAUGGUGGGCCUGGUGAUCCAUGGUGGCUUGAUCCUACCUGCUAUAUUCUUCGCCAUCACCAGAAAAAGCCCCUUUACGUUCUACUCUGGAAUCUUCCAGGCUUGGAUCACAGCUUUGGGCACUGCUAGCAGUGCAGGGACGUUACCUGUCACCUUCCGCUGCCUGGAGGAAAAUCUGAAGAUUGAUAAGCGUGUGACUCGCUUCGUGCUGCCCAUAGGUGCCACCAUUAACAUGGACGGCACCGCGCUGUAUGAGGCCGUGGCAGCCAUUUUUAUUGCCCAGAUGAAUGACAUCACCCUGGACAGCGGACAGAUCGUCACUGUCAGUAUGACUGCCACCUUGGCCAGUGUCGGAGCUGCCAGUAUUCCCAGUGCUGGACUGGUUACCAUGCUACUGAUCCUGACGGCUGUGGGACUGCCUACUCAGGACAUCAGUCUGCUCAUUGCUGUCGACUGGCUGCUUGACAGAAUGCGUACCUCCAUCAAUGUGGUGGGCGACUCAUUUGGCGCCGGGAUCGUGGAUCACUUGUCGAAGGCAGAGCUCGCCGAAAUUGACGCAGCAGAAAUGCAAAUGAUCCCAACGGAGGAGGAGCUUGAUUUCAUCCCUCCACCCCCGAUCCUCACGGAGAUGGACCUGAUGGAGCCCCUCAAACCGCCUGAGCUGCCCCCUCGUUCCCCUCGCCCACCCAAACAAAACCACCACGGCCCCAUUCUUUCCCAGUCCCAGUCCAUCACUUACUCACCGUCCCGCUCUAUCCGCUCUCCAUCACCACGCUCCAUCCGCUCUCCCUCUCCGCGUUCCGUCUGUUCCCACUCCCCUCGGCCUUUCCGUACUCAUUCACCACGCCUCCUCCACAGGACGGAGCCGGGCUACUGCGCCCUGCCGAGCCACGAUAACCAGGUUCCCACAAUGCCUCGCUCCUACAGAGAGAGAGAGAGGGACAGGGAACGGGAGCGUCUGAGGCGAGAGAGUGAAACCGAAGAGGAGGAGGAGAGAGAGAGGGUUCUGGGUGAAGUAAGCGACGGCGAGGAGAGCGAUGACACUGCUUACGACCGGAGGCAUGCCAUGCUGCCGAGCGACUUGCCGUGAUUGGAUUUUAUCACCAAAAAGCUUUCCCAUCGAUUAGUUUCCAUUUUACAACAGCUUUUGAGGUCCACAGUGGAUUUCUGGCUGGUUACAUUGCUUCUUCUGCUCUUGAUUAACAGAACUGUUGGAUGCGUGAUCUGAGCUCACUUUGAGCUUAAUAUGCAUAGAUACUAAAACAUCAACACAUUACUUAGAUGGGCCCUUAAAACCAGGCCUGAGAUGUUUGCCCUUUGGUUUCCUGCAAAAGAGAGCUUAAAUGGAGAGUUGUUUCCCUAGUUUACUAAUGUCUCCAUCACUGUCUUGACUUCAUAACCAAAUUUAAAAUGCUCCUGCAUGUCUGAACUUCCUUAUAUUUGCCUGAUAAGAGAGAAAUUUGCUCUCUCUAUGAGAAAAGUAUCUUGGUGUUAUCAGCCUUUUAACGCACAACCACAAGUUUAUAGUUGAUCCUUUACCCUCGCUCAACUCCUCCCUUCUCUUCUACUUUUAUUUCCCUGGCAUGAAGUGAAAAUUAUUCAACUUAAAGGAAUAGUUUACCAUUUUGAGAACGACGCUUAUCUCUUUUCUUGCAUAGAGUCACAUUAGAAAAUACUUACAUGUUGCACGCAUGUCUGAGUAAAUCCACCUGCCAGCACCUUUAAAGCUCACUAAUUGACAUAGUAAAAUUUGUAAUCCGUACUAAAAGAUUUUACGAGCCAGACUAUUCCUUGGCUGGGUGUGCUAAAUUCAUGAAGUCUCCAUUGGUUUACUGCCAACUGGUCCCAGUUGAGAAAUAGUCCAGGACACAAAGUCCAUAAAGCCCCACCUUGUCAGUAUUACACUUUGUUUUUAGUGUGGAUUAACGACACAAAACACACCGUGUUAAUUAAUGGGAUGGGCAUGAGUACUUGAAUGCUCGCUUUGGACGUCAGUAUUUGUUCUUACAGAGUAAUCGUCGCCCAACUCCCCACAUGUAAACAUGAUUUUUAUAUAUUUUUUUACCCUUUAAAAUGGGUAAAAUCUUCAUUGUAGAGCUGUGUACAGUGUAUUGCUCCGCUCAGUGCCUCCUUGCCCCGCUGUCGCUGCCGCUCUGUUGUCAUGAGCCUACUGCUACGGGAGUGUGAGCUCUGCACUGGGGCAUAGUCCAUGAGAAUCUGCCCAUACACACACAGGAACAGGGCUAACUGUUAGCAUCACAUGGCUAACAUUACCUAAUGUAAUGUUGUUAACAUGUUUAGCGGAGAGGAGUGGCUUCACACUACAGAGACGGUCCUUCAAGCUUUAUCUACCCUAUGUUACAGCGGCAUCAGAACGUUUGCUGAGUUUUCUUAUGUUAACAUUUAAUGUAUGGUUUAAUACAUCAACUCAAACUGACAUUCCUGUUCUUACACUGGACUUUUUUGCGAGUACUUGAGUACUCUCUAAUAAUGUAAUGUGAGUAAUUGAAUAUUAAAGUUACUUAAAAUGCCCAUCCCCAGUAAGCUUUAAAGGUGCAGGUGGGCAGAUUUUUUAAAACUUUGGACAGAGUCAGGCUAGAUUUUUCUUCCUGUUACCAGUCUUGAUGCUAAGCUAAGCUAACUGGCUACUGGCUGUAGAUGUACAGAGGUUCACUCAUGUACAGACAUAAGUGUGGUGUUCUUCUAAUUCAACUCCCCAAAUGUCAAACCAUUCCUUUAAAUAACCUCUAGAAUACCAACAGGUUCAUGUAAAUGAAAGAAGCACACAACUAGCAGCCGUAAUUUUUAUAAUUCUCUACCAUCUUGCAUCUCUUUACUUUUCCAUCCUCGGUGCUCUUCUUGCACAUCACCUCCCACCUUGAUGUUAAUAUUGUCUAUAUUAUGUAUGGUUUGUAUUUUCUUGUUGUGGUCUGGUGUCUGAAACGAUGAGUAAUAGGCAAGAUGCUGUUUUAAUUUUGUUGUAUGUUUAAAUUGACUCGUCUCAUGUAUCAUUCUUCAUUGCUGUAAAAUAACGCCGUCAGUCUCUUCCUCGCCCACUGAAUUGCCUUUCAUUUUAAAUUUAAACUCAUCAACUGCCUCCCUACAUCCUCAAGUCAGACACAGGUCCAGGUCGUGUGUAUAUUGUAUGUAAUAAAAACUUAGAGGUUUAUUUAAAAUAACUGCAGUUCUCGUCUG
This is a messenger RNA of Epinephelus lanceolatus (giant grouper), 4266 nucleotides long. It is a transcript of the gene slc1a9, whose product is annotated as solute carrier family 1 member 9. Lineage: Eukaryota; Metazoa; Chordata; Actinopteri; Perciformes; Serranidae. Gene Ontology annotation, cellular component: plasma membrane. Gene Ontology annotation, biological process: L-glutamate import across plasma membrane; L-aspartate transmembrane transport. The record is from RefSeq and is a predicted model, not a curated record. Gene Ontology annotation, molecular function: glutamate:sodium symporter activity; neutral L-amino acid transmembrane transporter activity; L-glutamate transmembrane transporter activity.